Messenger RNA from Vanrija pseudolonga, 969 nucleotides. RefSeq lists its product as uncharacterized. Bases 1 to 969 code for a protein of 322 amino acids. NCBI's taxonomy places the organism in Eukaryota, Fungi, Basidiomycota, Tremellomycetes, Trichosporonales, Trichosporonaceae. The transcript has 3 exons. The record is from RefSeq and is a predicted model, not a curated record.
AUGACUGUCGCUGCCCGCCUCCCUGCCCCCGCGAAGCUCCCUCUCACCGACCGGAAGAGCUUCCGCGACGACUUUGAGAACAAGAAGGUGGAUCUCGAGAAGGAAAUCUCGGACAUCAUGGGCACCCAGUGGACGCUUGACGUGGACCCUCUCCCGCUGUCGCCCUAUGUCGACAACUCGAAGUUCAAGGGUCGCAUCGGGGAGGUUAUCUUUGGAUACUUUGAGGGCAUUCCGCACGCCAUGAAGUCUCAGCUAUUUUACACCUACCCAACCGCUAAGGAUGAGCUGAACCGUAUCGUCCCCACCCACUCAAUCGGCCUUGAUGUCGACCUUGACGGGAAGUACGACUAUUGUGGGCCUACUGUCCGCGAAGGCAAGAUUGUCAUCGUCUUCAACCCGGCGAAGGUGUGGUCCGGUGCUGGGAAUGGAUUUGAGAAGGAGGCUCUCUUGAAGGAGCUCACCGCGGCCGAGGCGGCUUCCGACCAGGGUGGGCUCGCCCCGCUGUCCGUGACUGCCAAGGUUAGCAUUAACAAGUUCUACACAAACGAUGAUGAGCCCAAGCGGAACAUGGAUGAUAUCCGCAAGACUCUCAACAACCCCGCAGUUGAUUUUGAGCCGAAUUUCGAGGCCGUGUACUCGGCUCUCAAGACGGCCGGGCGUGCCGACGCGGACGACCGACUUGCGGGUCUCACCAAGGCUUACCUUGAGGACUUGCUCUUCAUGCUCAAGCACCAGAAGUUCGACAAGGACGACAUGCUCAAGGAGGCCUUUGCCGACGCCGUUCCAUCCAACAAGAUCGUAUUCCGUAUUGUUCCCGAGCUUCAGGGCGACGGCAAGUACGGCGGCGAGUACGCCCAGCCCUGGAUUGAGGACGGCAUUCUCUACCUCCAGACCACGCCAGAGAACUGGGGAAAGAACACCGGCGAUGUUGGCAAGAAGCUUGUUGAUCUUGUUAGUGACAAUGCCUGA